AAAGAAGACUGGGAGAAUUGCAGUCACUCUCUCCGACAGCCACAUCUAUCGCUCUCCUCUCCCCUUCUCUCCACCUCCAGCCCUCCUCUCUACUCAUCCGCUGCAGCCCCUAAUUCAUCUGGAACACCGAGAAGAAUCAGUGAGUAGCUUCUGCACCACAUCUACACCUACAUCAGUGAUAUAGCAACAGAGAGAGGAUAGUAUCUAAAGAACACACAGCUUUUAAUAGAAGGACCCUGAAUAUGAAUUCAUAAUGUUUGGCAGUUAUUUCUGUAACAGUGGAUUUGUAAACAUCAUGAUAAAUAUUGAGACAGAGUACCUGCCAUGCAACAAGUCAAUGUGGUUAUUACUGACAUUUUAUGGAUGCUUUGUAUUUUACAUGAAAAGAAUUCAAUUUCAAACAUUUGCAGACAAAUAUGAACCACAUUCUACUUCAUCUUUGUGAAAAUAUGUCUACUGUGAUAGUACCUUCUGUCAUUCAGUAAAGCUUUAAUAACAAUGAAUAUAUUCCGGUCAAAACCUUGAUAAACUUGCAUGAGACAGAACAAGGAUUAUUUCUUGUUUAAACAACGCAGUACAACUGCACACCCCUCUGAAUGCUCUUCAUGCAAAUGCAACUUAUAAACUGUAGUGAUAAUUUGCACAGAUAGUUUUGAGAAUUUGGUCUCUUAUAUAUAAAAAAUGUUAAAAGAGGUGUCCCAUGUUGCUUAAAAUACAGCCCAGUGAGGGUGAUAUUGAAAGAUAUCCAAAGCUACAAAAGUCAGCUGGCCUGGGUGUAUGCUAUGAGAUAAUAUUUCUCAGCCUGGAAUUUGGAGCUUCCCGGGCUGUAACUAAGGCAACAUCACGGACCAAACUUCAAGUAUUUGCUCCUUAAUUAAUACAAGAUCUCGUCCUGCCACUCCUAUACCCCUUUACAAGCUUUACAAGUCGAAACAGUGGAAAAAACUAACUGUUAAGUGAAAACUGUUCCCCUUCUGACUCACAUGCCCCACUUAUUAGACUCCACACUGGUGGUUCAACCAGACGUUUUAUUUGCACUAAUUCCCUUACAGUUUUUUCAUGAGCAGGAUCUGACUGGAAAAUGGCUACUGCAAGCACAGAUGUAAAUAUCAAUGCUAGAUAGUGUGUACAAAAAGCAGUAUAAAACCUCUUCUACGGUUAAAGACAAAGUUGGUAAAAGUUCCCAAAGAUAAUCUUCUUGGAGUAAAGCCAAAGCACACUCCAGAGCAAAAAAAAGAGUGCAGUAUUUCAUGAUCACACCUAUACUAAAUUACAGCUGGAUAACAGCUUGAUAAAAUCUCAAGGAAUGUACUUUCUCCCCCCUCUCAUAGAUCUCCCUAAGGUCCUUCCACCUCCAAAUCAACCCUUGUCAGCAUGGACACCGCAAGAAACCUCCUCUUCGUCUCUGAGGCACUCUUCCACCUGCUCCUCAUGAUGCUGACAGUGGGCGUGGGCGUUCAUUCAAUGCCUGUUCCCACUGAUGUCCCCAUGUGUAUGGCCACAGAAACUGCUCAGUACAGGCUAACCUUCACUGGCAAAUGGACCCAGGCUGCUUUCCCUAAACAGUAUCCAGUCUAUCGUCCUCCUGCACAGUGGUCUAACCUCAUUGGUAAGUGCAAACUGGGGUCAUAUUCUUCUCUUACACAGUGCUGCAUAGCAGAUACAAUCAUCAUGGUAAUGUACAUAUAUGAUGACUGCAUUUGAGGUAUCUGUUGCAUCAAAUAACAUCCUCUCUCUCUCUCGCUGCUGUUAGGAGUGACUCACAGCUCUGAUUACCACAUCUGGCAGCGUAAUGAGUUUGCCAGCAACGGUGUGAGGGAGUUUGCAGAGAAAGGCGAGGCCUGGACCAUCAUGAAAGAAGUCGAGGAGGCCGGCGAACGCAUCCAGAGCGUUUAUGGGAUCCUCUCCGCUCCUGCUGUUGUGGGAGGCUCAGGCCAGAUGAGCACUGAGUUUGAGGUCUUCGCCAGACACUCCUAUGUAAGUCACUCAACACCUGCUUUUCUUACAGUUUGGGUCAGGACUAGUGAGUAAACCAGAGGCUCUUUCUCUGGGUCAAUUAGGUGAAUCUGAUUCUACCUUAGUCAGGGUCAAGGGGCUAAAUAGAGACACAUUUAUCUUGCACUAGAAACAGACCUACAAUAGAGUGCAAUGAUCAGGCAGAUUUUUAGUUCUAAAAUCUGCAGAUAUUAAAUAUUAAAGUGAAUAUUAAGCUAAUUAAACUGUAAAUUAAUUGCACCUAGCAGAGUUAGGUUCCACAAAUGUUGUGCACUUCCAAACACAUUGAUUGUGAGAACAUCUUAACUAUAAAACAAUGCAUGGAUUGUAAAAACAUCAAAAUAAACACAGUUUUAGAUUCAUGUCUAGCUAAGUCUCAAUUUGUCAUGCUGCUGCAGCUUUGGAUCAUAAAGAUCAAAUUCGACUUGGCGGAUGCUGCAAAACAGUUUGCAAAGAUAAAACCCACUACAGACGGUUUUUCCAUAUGCAAGGCAUUAUUUAUGUACCAGCAGCUUAUGUAAAACUCAGCAGGAGCUGGCUGUUAUGCUUCCGACUGAUGAACGUCUAGAUGGGUCAUAAAGUCUGGGGUACAUCUGACAGAACAUGAUGUUAAGCUUGGACAAGAGAUGAGUCAGAGUCAAGGGAAAAGAGAAAAACAACCCCAGUGCAGUCUGGAGGGGACUGACAGUUACAGAUAGAAAUGCUAACAACUCAAAGCAAACCAUAUUUUGAUGAAAUAACUUUUUUUUCUCCCUAUUUUCUUUCCUCUCUAUGUCUUUUUCUUAAUCUCAACUUCUUCUCUGCUCCGUCUUUCUAUUCCUCCCCCCUCCCCUCCCCUCUCUGUGCUACCUCUCCCUCUACAUGGUCCACUUCCUCCCCUCUAUCUGCAGUUGUCGUUUAUCGUGCGUAUCGUUCCAAGCCCUGACUGGUUUGUGGGUGUGGACUCCAUUGACCUGUGUGACGGCGACCACUGGAAAGAAAAUGUGUCUCUGGAGCUUUUCCCUUACGAUGCAGGAACUGACAGUGGGUUUACUUUCUCCUCUCCAAACUUUGAGACCAUCCCACAGGACAAAAUCACACAGGUAAGUUGGCCAGCAUCCAUCAGUUCAAAUCCAAAAAGCAGAGUGUAACACGGCUAGCCUCAGCCUACCAUGGCAAUGAAGCAGACAAUGUUUUGCACCAUUUAAAGAAGGGGAAUAAAUCACUCAUUUGAAAAGCAGAAGAUUUUAAAGACUUAUGUGCUCCAACUGUGUGGCUGCCUUACAUUCAAUUCAUUCUGAUCUCUUCAUCCAUAAUCUCUGCAAUUAUUCAACAUUUGUCGUUCUAUUUUCCAUCUACAGAUCACGUCUUCAUCUCCUCACCACCCUGCAAACUCCUUCUACUAUCCCCGUCUCAAGCACCUGCCUCCCAUUGCGAAGUUAACGCUGACCAAGAUAAAGAAGACCAAUCAGAUCAUCAGCCUGCCUGAAGAGCCCACCCAGUCCAUCCCUCUACUCACAGGAAACGAGAUUGAUGACUCCCCCAUCAGUAAGUUUGACUAAAAUACUAGUAUAAAGUUUCAAACUGGUUAAAAGGACAGAAUCAGUUAUAGAUGGCUGAUCCCGACUGCAAAAUAUGUGCUUGAAUUGUGAUUGAAUUAUGAAGCGUACAUCAAAACCAACAGAUACAGUUCUUGAGAGUUAUGAAGAAACAAUUUCAUGAUCCUUUGCUUAACAAACACUCAGCAUCAUCUACCUGCAAUAAAUGGACUGCAGCCAGCCAGUAGGGGGCACUCCAAUCUUUUGGCUUCACAGUCAGUGAACCCCUCUGGUGUCCAUUUCAAUAUGGAUAAAUGAGGAAAUGUUGCUUUUGUAAUACUGCAUAUUUGCAUCCAUUAGCUAACUCCUUAGAUAUUUCUCCACUCAGCUGCCACUGAUCAGAGUAAACACACAAAAAACAAACAGAAAAAGUUAAUGUUCUAAGUUACAUAAAUGCAGGAUUUCAAACAAUCCCUAGGGUUAAGGUCUUAGUCUUUAGCUGACUCAGAAGAAGACAUUUGGGAACCAUUAAGGGCCACACACUAACUCAAUUACUUCCAACCAGACACCAGAAAGACCAAGCGAGGGUAGGGCACCAGAAAAUGCCAGAGACACAUCUGGUAUUCAGUGAAACACAAAAUGACAAACUGGGAAAGUGAAAGAUCAUUUUAAGAAACCAAUGAGGAAACAUUGUACAGCAAUGUCUGGGUCAUGACCCAAAAUGAGAUGCAGACACCAAUGUUUUAACAAGAUCUAGAGCCAUAAGAUGAAGCUGGUUUAACUUAAUGUUGGUCUCAAGACUGUUAACAUUUAUGACUGCCUGUUUUACAGAUUAGUGGUAACUCUUUUGCAAAACCAUUUAGGGUAAUAGCCUAAAAAAAACAAAGAGUUUGUCAAAUUGCAGGUGAGCCAAAAGUACAGAAUUCAAAAACUGUCUGACUGAAAUGACUGAUUAUCUUCAAUGUGACAAGGAGGGGAAAAUGGCCUUUUAUAAAAACACAAUUCACCACAAAAUGUCUGAACAGAUGACUUGACCAGGAAAGGUUUUCUUUGGAGGGGAACAGAUAGCGUGUCAACCUAGGAGUGGAGCCGACGGUGCUGUAAUCAGAUUCAGUGUGCAGGGCGAGGGUAAAGGUUUGAGUCAGCAUCACAGGCUACAAGUCCAUUCCCAUGACAACACAGCCAACAAACAGUUGAGAGGGGCCAAAAAUCUGCUGGGGUUUCCUGCCUUGAUCCCAAUGCUCUGGCCAACCCCUCCAUCUGUUUAUGCUCCCCUCUCCUCCGUGAUCCCUCCACCUCUUUGAUGCUUUUUCCUCCAGGCUUGAGUGACAACUUUUAUUUCAGCUUAGUGACCACCUGCUCUUGAUUGUGACAUUGAAAUGCAGCUCUGACAUAACAUACAUCUCCACUGCCUUAUAUGCUGCUCAUGCUUCCUUCAUCCUUAUUGGAUAUACAGUACAAGCUGAAUGGAGAUCUGACUUUCUUAUUCCAUUACCUUAUUCAGCUAAGCAUCCACACAGCUUCCUCACCACCUCCCAUCCUUCUGCUUUUCUACUCUUCAACCAAAAACCAAGUCUGUAAUACUUAUCAACUGUACGCAGGCGUACAACAAGGCUGGCUGAGGCAGCCUAGAAAGUUCUGAAAGCUGAGAAAUUAAUGAAAAGACAGCUUAUUUUCACUGUAGUGCAGCUAGAGUUUCCUUAAAGUCAAGGUAAAAAUCCCUACGUACUGCACUGGACCUCAUGAAUGGUAGCAUAAUAAUAAAAUGUCUACAGUGAAAGCUCAUACAGCCUCAUUUAAACAGUGAUAAAAGAAUACAACUACAGCAGCAAAAUCAGAGCCAAGAAUCUACAGCAAGAAACUAUGGGCUCACACGAAGUAAGCCAGCAUUCUUGUAAAUUCCUUUAAAGAGCUUUAAAAUGUUUAAGAGCAGUGGUUCCCCGGUAUAACUAAUCCCAUUUCUUUCCAUUCAGAUGUAUAACAGGGAACUAAAACAUUUGCCAAACAAUAAAGACUGUAUACUCAAAAAAUUGGCAAGGCACUCUCAUGUAAGGGCUGGGAACAACUGCCUUUGUAGAAGAACUAAAGAAGAGAAAACCUUGAUGUGAUUUGACACCCCUCUCUCUCCCUCUCUCUCUUUCUCUUUCUCUCCAGAUACCCCUCUGGACUGUGAGGUGUCAGUCUGGUCUCCUUGGGGCUUGUGCAAAGGCAAGUGUGGAGACUCAGGCGUGCAGCAUCGCACACGCUACAUCCUAAUGCACCCAGCCAACAAUGGAGCAGCCUGCCCCCUGCUGGAAGAGGAGAGGAAGUGCUUCCCAGAUAACUGCUUAUGACUAAGCCAGGACAGGAGGGAGAAAAAAGAGAAAAAGGAGAGGAGAGAGAAGAAAGACAGGAAAGCCAGGAAAGGGAGGAAAGAAAGGAGACGGAGGAAUAACAAGAAAAGGUCUGUGUUGAGAUCACACGAGGAGUAAACGAACUAAACUCCCUUAUUUUCCUCCCUGGCUUUGCUCUUUCUGCAGAAGAGACUGAUUGAUGAUCUAAGGGUGAAAUUUAUGAGGCUCAUUCUGCAAAAACAGACCCACCUUUAGACCAUAUUUACAAAUCUGACAGCACUAGAAAGAUGUAGUUUGGCAGAACAGCUAUUAGACACUAACUCAGUUUUGUCAGAUUAUAUAAUUUGUCUAGGGUCGGGAUUGUGCAGUUUUUUCAUGUCAUAGGGAAAAAAACAGAGUAUUGUGACUCCCAGCGGCUUUCAACUAAUGGAUGAGGAAAUAAAUACACAUAAAUAAUAAUGAAGUCUGAAAAUCCCUGCAUCUACUAAACACAGAAACAAAAACCCUCAUAUCUGCAAAACAAAGUGCCUCAGUCGUUCCAUUAGCAGGAGUAGUUCUGGUAGAAAAGAGUGUCAGGAUUAGAGAGUGAGGUAUAGUCCUACAUAUGAUGUCUCAUUCGAAACAUAUUGUACUGAGACAUGGUUGCUUUCCUGAAGACAUGUAUAUUUAUUGACAGGAUUUUAACCUGUAGUGUACAGUAUAUAUAUCAAGUCUGAAGUAAUGAUUUGUAUUCAUUUGUGUAACUGAGAUAUUAUUCCAAUAUGGAAAAUGAGAGUUUUGUAAAAAAAUAAAAAAAAUGUGAAAAAAUGUAUUUUGUUUUAAAGUUGAAUAAAGUGUAAAUACACAGUA
Molecule: messenger RNA, 6694 nt
Organism: Xyrichtys novacula (pearly razorfish)
Lineage: Eukaryota; Metazoa; Chordata; Actinopteri; Labriformes; Labridae
Source: the annotation of a GenBank genome assembly